CAGUAGUACCUUGGGUGCCCUCAAAUACAAGGGCAGCACCGAACGACGACCUGACGCAGGCAGCCAGCUCGCCAGAAGAGCGUCCGCCAGCAGCCCGCCAACCAACCUGACCUGUCUGAGGUUGCCCGGUGUCCAUUGGGAUCCAGUCCAAUUUUCUUCGCACCGCCGGCACCACUCUCUCCCCAUCCUCACGCACCAUCGCCAGUCAGUCGGUCAGUCUUCAGCUCCCGCUGCCACUGCACAUAUCCGGCCCCAUCGCCGCCAGCCUUUUGGUGUCCACCCACACCCACUCUACCUCCCCCCCCAAAGACUCUUCCGCGCUUUUCAACCCUCCCCCCCCAAGAGGUCAUGCGAUCGUAGCAACCUCUCCCUUGCCACCAACAGUAGCAAACGCCGCCAUUGAACGCACGCCCUGAAACGGUAGGCGACAAGCCAGGCGUCCAUCAUGUCCAACGUCGCGUCCCAGAACCGUUUCGCCUACCUCGGCAACGACAGCGACGGUGAGGAGAAGCCCGUCGUCCCUGUCAAGACCGUCGACAAGGCCACCGCGCGCACGACCAAGCGCAACGUCGAGCCCCAGGCCCCUGCUGCUCCGGCCCGCGGCACCGCCAACCGCCGCGGCGGUCCCCGUGGUAACGAGGGCGCCUUCCGCGACCGCGCUGCCGGCAGCGAGCGCAACCAGGGCCGCUCCACCGAGGAGGCUAGCCGUGAUGGCCCCCGUGGUGGCUACGGUGCGCGCGUCCGUGGCGGCCGUGGCUCCCGCCGCCCUCGCGAGUUCGAUGACCGACACCCAAACCGGGCUGCCGCUCAUGGUGGCUCCGACAAGCAGGCUGCCCAGUCGUGGGGCGCCACCGAGGGCGAUGCCGAGCUGAAGGACGAGCAGGCCGGUGAGGCCAUCGCUAAGACCGAGCAGGCUGAGGCUCUUGCCGAGGACGCUACCGGCGAGGACGCCGCCGAGCCCGAGGACAAGAGCGUCUCGUACGAGACGUACCUUGCCCAGCAGAAGGAGAAGCGUGCCGCCCUCAGCGGCGACUUCAAGGUCCGCGAGGCCAACGAGGGUAGCAAGCUCGACAAGAAGUGGGCCGGCGCCAAGACCCUCGAGAAGGAAGAGGAGGACUUCAUCACCGCUAGUGGCGGCAAGAAGCAGCGCGAGCGCGAGCGCAAGGUCAAGCAGACCAUCGAUUUCGACCCUCGCAAGGUCGACAGCGAGCGCCCCCGCGGCGGAGCUCGUGGCGGCCGAGGCGGACGUGGCGGACGUGGUGGGGAGCGCGGCGGCGAUCGCGGCCGUGGAACCAACUUCCGUGGCGGCCGUGGUGGUGCCCGCGACGGCGCUGCUCCCAUCAACACUAAGGAUGAGUCCGCCUUCCCCAGCCUCGGUGGCAAAUAAGCGCGCCGGCGCAGUGACGACAUGGCCCCCGCGGGAUCCCUCUGGCCUUCUUCUUGCUCAUUAAUGAGUAAUUGCGACGCGUUCCUUUCCAUGACGUCCGACCGGGUACUGCAUGAUGUUUGAGAAGGAUGGUAGGGGGGCUUUUUCCUCCGUCCCGAGAGAGACGGGGGCCAUGGUAGGGCUUUAGGGGCUGGCGCAACCCGUACCCUCGCUUUCACUGUCCUAACGAAUUCGGAAACCCGGUACAGAGAGAUGUGGCGAGGGGUGGGUUUGCAAAGGCAGGACCGGUGAUGUCCUAGGGGCGGAGAGAUGAGAGGGUUCUUGUUGCUCUUCCCAUCCCCCUUGUUUCCCUUUUCUUCGCCCUUUUCGUCCAAAACAAUCCAGGAAAGAAGGACAAUCACUCUCUCACAUUUAUGUUUGAUAAAGAAGUCGAGAAAGAGAAAAAAAGUUUUCUGUUGUGACGAGAAAGUCUGAGGAGCUUCGUUCUGGGCUAGAAUACGUAGGGAUUCGACGCGAGAGUAACAGGCAACGGGGAAGUGAGACAGUGAGAGUGACGAGGUGCGUGCGUGAGUUGGUUGGAGUGAGUUUUGACGACGCCGGCGACACCCAGACGGGACGGGGCGGAACACGGGGGCAAAUGGGAAUUUCGAAGCCGUUCUCUUUCAUGUCUUGUUCUUCCAAAACUUUUGAUGUAUGUUUCGUUCGUCUGUUUGCGCGGCGCACGCCACCAAAAGAGGUUUAAUUCCCAAGGUACUUACUGAUGACGAUGACGACGUCGGUACUGCCCGCUGUUGCCGUGAGGAUAGAUGAAUGGAUGAAUGGAUGGAUGGAUGGAUGGAUGGAUGGUGAUGUGAGACACACACGUCACGG
This is a messenger RNA of Purpureocillium takamizusanense, 2257 nucleotides long. RefSeq lists its product as uncharacterized. Lineage: Eukaryota; Fungi; Ascomycota; Sordariomycetes; Hypocreales; Ophiocordycipitaceae. Gene Ontology annotation, cellular component: nucleus; cytoplasm. The record is from RefSeq and is a predicted model, not a curated record. The transcript is spliced from 6 exons. Gene Ontology annotation, molecular function: RNA binding. Bases 446 to 1387 code for a protein of 313 amino acids.